This is a messenger RNA of Monopterus albus (swamp eel), 5435 nucleotides long. RefSeq names its product glutamate receptor, ionotropic, N-methyl D-aspartate 1a (gene grin1a). The coding region runs from base 694 to 3537 and encodes 947 amino acids. Gene Ontology annotation, molecular function: ligand-gated monoatomic ion channel activity; signaling receptor activity. The transcript has 22 exons. Gene Ontology annotation, biological process: monoatomic ion transport. Lineage: Eukaryota; Metazoa; Chordata; Actinopteri; Synbranchiformes; Synbranchidae. The record is from RefSeq and is a predicted model, not a curated record. Gene Ontology annotation, cellular component: membrane.
CAACUUAAUACUGCAAUUGCGCUGCUGUCAGUGUUCUUGCUUUUCAUGUCCUAUUAUGAAUAGCAUGGUGAUCGAGUGUAUUCGGAACAAGUAAGCGCAUUUAUUUUUCAUACGAUCAUCUUCUGCUUCUCAGCAGCAGCAGCAACACGCCAACAAGCAAAACCCAGAGUGGGGAGGUGAUACGGCGGGAGCGCGCAGUAGAACACUGCGGCGCGCAUGCACAGCUGUCAGCACCAAGGACAGCAGCCGCUCAGCCCGGAGCGACCAGCAACGCAUCGGUGUGACCAGCAUGCACAGAGCGCACGAAGCAGCGGCCGGAUGGGCUGAUACACACCCCGGAGAGGAACCUAAGGUUUAACUCUUUGUUCAAGACCGCAAGGAGGUUUGAGCAAAUCUGCAAAGGAGAGCAAAGAAAGGUGGACAAUGCGGUUUGGAUGUUGCAGGUUGACAAUUUUCCAGUAAUAUGACCGUGCACAUUCCUGCGCUUUGCACAUAAAUCCACCUAUUUUAUCAACAAUUUUCUUCCUCUUUGUGGCCCCCCUCAAUCGUUCGCCUACAACGCCCACCUGGAUCGUGUCUGCAGUUGUGCAUUCAGCUGGCUGAGCCGUGCUGUUGUCCAGAAGCUGGUCUAGCCGACCCGCCACCAGGGAGAAAAGCGACCGGGCUGCACUGUGCUGUUUGGUGGUCCACACGAUGCGGUUGUUCUUGCUGGUGGUGCUCUUCUCGUGCUCCUGCGCGCGGGCCGGCUGCGAGCCCAAGAUUGUGAACAUCGGGGCCGUCCUGAGCCAGAAGAGAUAUGAGCAGGUCUUCAAAGAUGCCGUGACCCAGGCCAACCAGGUCUACGGUAGAGACAAAUUCAAGCUGACCGCAAUCUCCGUAACGCAUAAACCCAACGCCAUUCAGAUGGCCCUCUCCGUCUGCGAGGACCUCAUCUCCAGCCAGGUCUAUGCUAUCCUGGUGAGUCACCCACCACAGUCCAAUGACCACCUCACUCCAACACCUGUCUCCUACACAGCAGGCUUCUACCGCAUCCCUGUGGUGGGGCUCACCACACGCAUGUCCAUCUAUUCCGACAAGAGUAUCCACCUGUCCUUCCUGCGGACAGUCCCUCCCUACUCCCACCAGGCGCAUGUGUGGUUCGACCUAAUGCGUGAGUUCAGCUGGAACCACAUCAUCCUGAUCGUGAGUGAUGACCAUGAGGGGCGGGCUGCUCAAAAGAGGCUCGAGACCCUCUUGGAGGAAAGAGAGACAAAGAAUAAAAAAAGGAACUAUGAAAACCUCGACCAACUGUCCUAUGACAACAAGCGAGGACCUAAGGCAGACAAAGUCCUCCAGUUCAGCCAUGAGACUAACUUAACUGCCCUGCUGCUGGAGGCGAAAGAGCUCGAGGCCCGAGUCAUCAUCCUGUCCGCCAGUGAGGAGGAUGCUGCUGCAGUGUACAAGGCUGCCCGCUUCCUCAACAUGACGGGCUCUGGCUAUGUGUGGCUGGUGGGCGAGCGGGAGAUGUCGGGUAAAGCCCUGAGCGAGGCACCAGACGGUCUGAUCGGCCUCCAGCUCAUCAACGGGAAGAAUGAGUCAGCCCACAUCAAUGAUGCAGUGGCUGUGGUGGCGCAGUCCAUCCAGGAGCUCUUUGAGAAGGAAAAUAUUACAGAACCCCCAAGAGGAUGUGUGGGCAACACCAACAUCUGGAAAACAGGGCCCCUCUUUAAACGGGUGCUCAUGUCAUCUAAAUAUCCAGAGGGCCUCACAGGACGAGUGGAGUUCAAUGACGACGGCGACAGGAAGUACGCCCACUAUAGUAUACUCAAUUACCAGAAGAGUCGACUCAUUCAAGUCGGCAUAUACAAUGGAACGCAGGUGGUAAUGAACAAUCAGCGCAAAAUCAUCUGGCCCGGAGGAGAGACUGAGAAACCACAGGGCUUCCAGAUGUCCACUCGAUUAAAGAUAGUGACGAUACACCAGGAGCCAUUUGUGUAUGUGAAACCCACUUUGGCAGAUGGAACAUGCAAGGAGGAAAUGACCUUAAAUGGAGUCUUAAUUAAAAAGGUUAUCUGCACUGGGCCCAAUGAAACCAUCCCAGGGCGCCCAAUUGUACCCCAAUGUUGUUACGGAUUUUGUAUUGAUCUCCUGAUCAAGUUGGCUAUGACCAUGAAUUUUACCUAUGAGGUUCAUCUGGUGGCUGAUGGGAAAUUUGGGACUCAAGAGCGGGUGAACAACAGCAACAAGAAAGAGUGGAAUGGCAUGAUGGGAGAGCUCCUAGGGGGCUUGGCUGACAUGAUUGUUGCCCCAUUGACUAUAAACAACGAACGAGCCCAGUACAUUGAGUUCUCCAAACCCUUUAAAUAUCAAGGCCUCACCAUCCUUGUUAAAAAGGAAAUCCCUCGCAGUACACUGGACUCGUUCAUGCAGCCGUUCCAAAGCACACUGUGGCUGCUGGUGGGUCUAUCGGUGCAUGUGGUGGCGGUGAUGCUUUACCUACUAGACCGGUUCAGCCCGUUUGGAAGAUUUAAAGUAAACAGUGAAGAAGAAGAAGAAGAUGCCCUCACCUUAUCAUCUGCUAUGUGGUUCUCCUGGGGAGUGUUGCUGAACUCUGGAAUAGGAGAAGGUGCACCGCGCAGCUUUUCGGCAAGAAUCCUGGGUAUGGUGUGGGCUGGCUUUGCUAUGAUCAUUGUGGCUUCUUAUACUGCCAACCUGGCUGCCUUCCUGGUGUUGGACCGGCCCGAGGAGCGCAUCACCGGCAUCAAUGACCCAAGGCUGAGAAACCCAUCAGAUAAGUUCAUCUAUGCCACGGUGAAGCAGAGCUCUGUGGACAUCUAUUUCCGGCGGCAGGUGGAGCUAAGCACCAUGUACCGCCAUAUGGAGAAGCACAACUAUGAGAGUGCUGCAGAGGCUAUCCAGGCUGUGCGUGACAACAAGCUGCAUGCUUUCAUCUGGGACUCUGCGGUGCUGGAGUUUGAAGCCUCGCAGAAGUGCGACCUGGUGACCACGGGAGAGCUGUUUUUCCGUUCGGGCUUUGGCAUAGGCAUGCGCAAGGACAGCCCCUGGAAACAGAAUGUGUCCCUGGCCAUUCUCAGUUCUCAUGAGAAUGGCUUCAUGGAAGACCUAGAUAAAACCUGGGUGAGAUACCAGGAGUGUGACUCAAGGAGCAAUGCCCCAGCCACACUCACCUUUGAAAACAUGGCAGGGGUCUUCAUGCUGGUGGCUGGAGGAAUAGCAGCAGGGAUCUUCCUUAUCUUCAUUGAAAUCGCCUACAAGCGCCAUAAAGACGCCCGCAGGAAGCAGAUGCAGCUGGCCUUUGCGGCCGUCAAUGUUUGGAGGAAGAACCUGCAGCCCUCUUCCUCUCUAGAGACUCAGGAUGAUAGGAAAAGUGGUAGAGCAGAGCCCGACCCCAAAAAGAAAGCCUCUUUUAGGUCCAUCAGUACCACCCUGGCCUCCAGCAUCAAGAGACGUAGGUCCUCCAAAGACACGCAGUACCCACCCACUGACAUCACGGGCCAACUCAACUUGUCUGACCCGUCUGUCAGCACUGUGGUUUAAAGAGAGGGAGACAGUGACAUUUGCUCCAUGACGAGAGAAGAAAUGAGAUGAGUAUGGAAGAGAGGAAGUGGAGGGGGAAGCGAGGAUGAACCUAUCUCCUUAUUCCCUUCUCUGUCAAAGCUGAAGCUUUUUCAUCGCCUGCCAGCAGAGCUUGUGAGGAAACUGCUUGCUGAAAAAGUGGCUGAAAACACUGAACGUGCACCUUUUUAAAGUCAGGAUUACCUGGCGUUAGAUGUUCGUAGGGUCUAUGAGCAUGCACAGAAGAACCCAUCUGACUCGCAUAUACAAUCUUUUCCUUCUGUAUAUUAUUAGCUAACUUAUUUAACCUUGUUUUUGCCCAUUUACUCACAGAAAUGUACUUAAUGUUAGAUGUUUUCCCAUUUUUCAGACCACAUGUCUAGCAAUUAGCAAGUCAGGUUUAGUUGGGUUAAGGUUAUCGAUAAACCAGUUCUGGUACAAGUACUGCACUCGACAUAUCCCUUGCAUUUAGGGCUUCUAUACAGUAGUAAUAUCUAGUAUUUCUUAACAACAUAUACUGCAAUACAAGACGUACUGUAAGCUUAAAUGGAUAUCAAGGAUUUUUAAGCGGAACUACCUGUGUUUUUAUCUACAUUUUAGAAGUUUUUAGAUGAUGUUUCUUUCAUUGGGAAGCACUAGUAAUGGUACUAACAAUGAGGAUAUGACUAGUCUUGUCUGCCAGUCAAGAUGAUGGAAGCGUGUGUGUUUGUAUAGGAAUAAGAGCUUUAUGUAUGCGAAUGAAGAUAUUGAAUAUUUUGGAGGAUAUAUACCAGAUACUGCUGUUUAAAUUGUAUUUUUCCCCUUUAAUUUUAUACCAAUCUGCCAGGUUUAUGUGUAAAUGCUCAGUUUAUUAAAGAAAAUCUAUUCAGCUUUACUUCUACUUAUAGCAAGAGAUGAGUGAUAUGACAAAUUCGUUUGAAAUCUGAUGAAGUAACUGAGUAAGGCUGGUGUAUUUCUGUCCAAACCUGUUUGAGAUGCUUAGCGGUAAGCCAUGUUGCAUUUGGGUACACCUCUCUUCCCCUGUCCUGCCACAGCAGUCUUUCUCAUUUCCAGUCUUGAAGGGGUUGCAUCAAAGGGCCAGGUUUUUCACCCAACCAGCACUCGGUCUUUCAUGCAAAACUCCAACCCUGUGCAGUGCUGGAGAACUUUUGCAUGAAGGAACCCGAGUGAAUUAAAAGCGUUGCUCAGUUUGUGAGCUCGUGUGCAGAUCUUGGUUAGAUGCAAAAACAGGCCGUUUCCCAUUGUCUGGAGGUGAGAAACCACUGCUGUUCAUGCUGGUGUCUGGCACUGCAUAGCACUUUAUGCUAAGGAGGGGAACCCAAACAGUGAAAAAAGACUUAACAAGAAACUGGAACAGAACCAUUAUAACAUAAGUCAGACACACUAACUUCUCCACAUACAAAGUCAUUAUAAGAAAGAUAAUGACAGUUUUCAACAACCACACAAAGUGCUAAAACAAUUUGUUUUCUAAACUUGAACAAAGAGUUUGCUUCUGAUCAUGUUUUCAUUCUGGCCUAUGCAUGCUUAUGAGUUAUUAUCAGUGCUUUAGUUUGUUUGUGAAUGCAUGUUGUUGCUGUGUAAAGUUAGCUGGGCUGUGUGAAGCGCUUCAAGUUAAAUGAUAUUUAAAUAAAGUCUUGUUAGGGAGGGGGGUUUCAGGAGACUGUACCGUGCCUGUAUUAUGACUGCAGCUGAGAAUGUUACACACACACACACACAACAGUUGUGAUACACAGGCAUGCGUUAACACUCACACACAUGCGCACACAAGCACAAAACCCCUUGAGGGAGGAUCACUUGCUUUUCUUACCUUUUUUCAGGAAAGAUCUUGAAUCAUUGAAUCAUCUUGUUUAUAUAACUGUAAAUAAAAUGUCUUUACAUUG